GAAUCAGAUUUACAUCAAAACUGAGAAAGAAGCCACCCUUUUCACGCAUCACGGGGUGGUGAUAUACUUCGCUUGCAUUUCAGCUCAGAAGGAACGGGUCUCUAAAUUCAGCAGCUGGACGUACAGAUGCAAGCGGAGGCGCCCACAUUCCGGCCGGACGUGCUACAUGAGCUCUUCAAACUGGUCUGGGAAGAAACUGCAAAGGAAGUAGAGGAAGCGGAGGGUGCGCCAGGAGAGGAGACCCCGGCCGCCGCGGACAUUUCCAAGAAGAAGAGAAACACUACAGCAAACGCACACGCACUCCGACUGAGCUGCGAGCUCUUGAGGCUGCUCAUUGCCGAAGCGGUGGGGAGGGCGGCCCUGGUUGCGGAAGCCGAGGGACAAGAUUGCAUCGAAGGCAGCCACCUCGAGCGCAUCUUACCACAGCUGCUUCUAGACUUCUGAGCCCCCACUCUCCACUGAGGCCGUCUCCAGCAGCAGCUACCAAUCCUGGGGCUUCACGUAUUGUUGGAUAACACGCCCUCUUCCGGGUUCAGAGCAGGUGGUCGUUGACGCAUUGAUCGAUGAUAGAAGAUACUGUGCAACUAACGUUGGGGCCGAAGUGAAGUUGCGGGGGAGACAACUAGAGAGACGAUGUCGAGCAGUCGGCGCUUAUGUCAUAAGAGCAGUCCCUGAGCAUGACGUCCCCCCGGUCGGUCACCGUAAAAGAAGGCGACAACUUGUGGCGCAUCGCCGAGGACCUCGGCGUCAGCUGGGACGCACUGCGGAAGGCCAACGCUGACGUCACUCAUGACGUCAUCCAGCCUGGCACCGUCCUCCGAAUCCCCCAGCCUCCGCCCCUGGACCCCCCUGAAGCCGUCGAGGUCGGGGAGGGGGAUAGCUUAUGGACGAUCGGGCAGCGGUGGGGGGUGGACUGGCAGCAGCUGAAGCGGGCGAACGAGCUCGAGGAUGACGUCAUCAUGCCGGGCGAGGUGCUGCGGAUACCGAGGGGGGAGG
Messenger RNA from Klebsormidium nitens, 996 nucleotides. NCBI's taxonomy places the organism in Eukaryota, Viridiplantae, Streptophyta, Klebsormidiophyceae, Klebsormidiales, Klebsormidiaceae. The record is from the annotation of a GenBank genome assembly.